Messenger RNA from Sorex fumeus (smoky shrew), 2467 nucleotides. Its product is annotated as melanoma antigen preferentially expressed in tumors-like. The transcript has 5 exons. Lineage: Eukaryota; Metazoa; Chordata; Mammalia; Eulipotyphla; Soricidae. Gene Ontology annotation, cellular component: cytoplasm. The record is from RefSeq and is a predicted model, not a curated record. Bases 307 to 1713 code for a protein of 468 amino acids.
GGUUUAUGAAGAUGGAUCAGAUGCCCAUACCCACACAGUUGGAGUUUGCUGCAAAGAUUCUGCUGAGUAAUGAGCCAGCUGCUACCCUCACCCCGAAAGAACUCCCUAAAUACCUCUUCAUUCCAUUGUUUACUGCUGCCUUCUUGGGAAGACAGAAGAUAACAAAGUCAAUGAAUCUCAAUCAGGAUACUGCAUUACAUUUGAACCAACAUUUCUCAGUAGUCUUCUAGACUCCUAUAGUUCCUCCAGCUCUCAGUGUCACCACAACCCUGAUUGCCACCAUUGAAGACACUGGUCAGUAGGUUCAUGAAGAUGGAGCCAAAGAUCGUAGGCACACUGCUGGAAAUUUCCAUAAAUAAUCUGCUGAGAAAUGAGCCUGCAACUAUCCACGCCAUGGAAGAACUCCCAAUAGACAUCUUCAUUCCAUUAUUUACUUCUGCUUUGGGAAACAGACAAAAGAAUGUACUAAAGGCAUUGGUGAGAUGUUGGCCCUAUCAUUGUCUGCAUAUUGGGACACUAAAUAUACCUGAAUCAUCCUAUGACAUCUUGGAAGCCAUGGUCGAUGGUCUGCAGUUCGUCCCUGCCCAGAAUUCUUCCUCAGGGGGCUCGAAACUAAGGAUCCUGGAUUUAAGGCAUGACCCUGACUGUGAGAUAAUAUGCUCGUACAGGGCCAAACACUCUUUUUGUUUUCUGUCUUGUGUUUAUUCUCAGCAUUCUAUGCUUAAAGUGAAAGAAGCACAGCAUAAUGUUAUGUGCCUUGGAAUGGAUAGCUCAGAGUCUAAGCCUUUGCCAGCCUUGAAAACCAUGGAAUUAUUAAUGGACCUUAAUUUCAAUUAUACAUUGGUAGAAACACAGUUUAUUUCUUUUCUCAAGAAUAAAGUUGAACAAAGCUCUGGGUCAUUGCACCUCUGCUGCAGAAGUUUGCAAAUUGAUGACAUAGAUGUGUAUAAAAAUAGCCUUCAGAUUAUGGAUUUGGUAUGCAUUGAUCGUCUGGAGUUGCAGAAGGCUCAUUUGAGGGAUAUCAAUACCCUCUUAUCUCAGUUGAGCCACCUGGAAAGCCUCACCCUGAUUGAUGUUGAAUGUAGAUCUUGUAAGGGGAAAAUCUUCAAAACUUUUCUCUCUUGUCUUGGGAAUCUGAACAACCUUGAGGAACUGAACUUGUCUUUCUUCUGCCUCACUGAUCAACUAAAAAAAAUACUCAGUGUCCUGCGACCUCAGUUGGAUAUACUGAGUCUGACUGUCUGUGACCUAUCUAACAAAGACCUCAGUAUCCUAUCCCAGAGCACUCAGUCCAGCCACUUAAAGCUACUAAAUCUGAGUAAUAAUCAGAUAUUCUGGGAAGGUUCUGAGCCCUUCCAGACUCUGCUGGAGCGGGUCUCAGGCACCAUUCAGUAUCUAGAGAUAAACAACUGCCAAAUAACUGAUUCUUCUCUCACUGCUAUCCUUCCAGCCCUGAGCAGCUGCUCACACCUUCGUGUCUUUAGCUUUGCUUGCAAUUCAAUUACAAUGUCUGCACUAGUAAGUGUUGUGCGACACUUGACAGGCUUAAGGGAGCUGAGGUAUGUGAUUUAUCCUGUUCCUUUGGAUUGCUAUGAACAAGGGGAUGUAAAUGGCAAUUUAGACCAAGAGAAAGUUGCUUCAUUGCACAACCAAUUGAAGUUGUUACUAGAGUUGGCACAUCGUGAAGACAUGAGGUGGACCAGCCUUCCUUAGUUACUUUCACAGUACAAGGAAUUGCUUCAUCAUUGAUGUGGAGCCAUUAACACAUUGUUGCUGGCAUGUUCCAACAGUGGUUCACUUUUGUAUGCGGCUUAACAAACCUUGUAUCCCCAGGAUCAGCAUGUUAAAAUACACAGUGGUUUUCCUGAUGCCAAAAAUUGUAGAGAUACAUACUAUUCUACUGUUUAAGAAUCUUACUCUAUUCAAUUCAUGUUGGCUCUCUUUUGCUAUUCAGCCCUCAGCUCCUGGCUUCCAUGUUAAUACCUCAGAAAGUUUUUUGGUUUUGUUUUUGUUUGCUUUAGAGUCACAUCUGACAUAUUUAGGACUUCCCCCUCGCUCUGGGUUCAGGGCUCGCUCCUGGAGAGCUCGGGGGACCAAAUAGGGUACUGGGAAUAAAACUCAGUUUGACUUAACUAAGACUAAAGAAUGCACAGUGAAUUUAUAUGUUAAUGUUUUGUUUUUAAUAUUUCCAUUUUGUAAAACUUGUUGCAUUUCAGGCUUAGAAAAUUUUUAAAAUUAUAUAUAACUUGUGAAUAUUGUUUCCUUUUUGAAUUAUCACUGGGUACUUGAAUGGUUUUGUUAUGAAAAAUGCGAAAUUAAUUAAUGUAUUAAUGUUGCUAAUAUUUUGAAAAAUUUACUGCAUUUCAAGAUUUUACUGACAUGUGAAAUUACCACAUCACUUCGAUAUUUAAGUUAUUUGUGUAUAUAUAUUCUUUGUUUGGCAUUAAAUAAACUAAUUUAGAAAUUA